AUGGGGUUCUUCAAGGGCCUGGAUCCGACCAAAUUUCCCAUCGACACAUCUGUUUCAUUCCACCCCGAUAAGAUAUUCCUCCUCCAGUCAGCCCUCGGUCUGAACACAGAGACGCGCGUGAUCGAUUGCAGCGAGACAGAGGCUCCAGAUGGACUUGCUUACCCGCUACCGGAGGACUUCCGCGCUCAAGUCGAGGCAUUCGCACAGAAGAAUAAAGACAAAGCUCGGCCUGUCUACGUCCUGAAACGAAAGGCUUGGUAUUCCAUGGAUCUCGCGUUUGCAGACCAGGACGGCAACCGCCUCGCCUCGCUGUCUGGCUCGCUCUUCAAGCUGGGCACGCGAACUGUGACUUUUCCCGAGGGCUCGCCGCACUCGGCGCACGAUAUCGAGAGUCAACUCAUUGCACCGGGCCGGAGCGAGGAGGUCUUUGUCAAGGACUCGAAUCCUUUCUUUUGGGAUAUGGUGGAGAGCAAAGGGGCCCUGUACAAGCUUGUCGACGAGAAGCGGGUGCUUAUCGCCCUGUUUGCAGCCAAGCAUGGCUACACCAAGGACUGGGUACUCCUCCUCAACUCAGCAGAGCUGGAUGAGGUGGUGGCAAUCGCGACCUUCAUGAUGUUUCUCAAUCGUGUGGAUUAA
Molecule: messenger RNA, 636 nt
Organism: Thyridium curvatum
Lineage: Eukaryota; Fungi; Ascomycota; Sordariomycetes; Thyridiales; Thyridiaceae
Exons: 1
Coding region: 1-636 (211 amino acids)
Source: RefSeq, a predicted model, not a curated record